GAUACGCGCGCUCACACACAGGCGCGCACACACACGCACACGCACACACAAGCACACGUACACGCGUACACACGCGCGCGAACACGCGCACACAAACGCACGCACACGCACACACGGGCACAGCGCGCGCACGUCUCCAGCCGCGUCGGAAGUUGUCGGGUUUCGGAGUGUGUUCGGUCCUCCGAGUCGGUCCGCUGUACUGUUCCACUCGCCUCCGAACGCGGAUCGCCGCCGCAGUCGUAAAUUACACUAGCACGUGGCCCCCAGCCCCGUACGACGGACACGUACGACGGUACAUUAACAUUAUUGUUGUCGUAUUAUUAUCGUAAUUUAAUAUUAUUAUUCGGCCGCGACGCGCUUGGUGAUUUUUCGACGUUCGACGUAUUAUUUAUUUUAUUAUAUUAUUAUAAUAAUAAUAAACUAUUCACGUAGGUAUUCCGCGACUAUUUAAAUUUUUUUUUUUUUUUGAUUUUUGUUUUCGAGUGCGUUCAAUUUCGUGUUUUUUCCCGGUUAAUUUUCCCAUCGGUACAGCAGACAUUAUGACGCGGUUUUCGAAUGGCAUGUUGGAGACCUGACGACGGACCAUUGUCAAACAUAAUAUUUGCACACCGCUGCCCGUAAAUAUAUGAUAUAUAUUUAUAUAUCGUCAAAGCACGGUUCGUCGGCCCUCCGGUGAGCUUUGUAAUAACAGACGGGCACAGUGACCGGUCGUCGAAGGUAAACGUCGCAUCGAGGCGUGCAUCGAAGCGCGCGCGCGCGAUCCGAACCGUUUAGAUGAACAUGAGUUCGUAUCAGUUCAUGAACUGCUACCAGCAGAGCCAGCAGGCCCAACAGCAACAGGGCCGAGCGGUCACAUCGCCGGUCGACCCGCUACAGACGGGCAACAGUCCGGGCGGCGGCGGUGCCGCUUCGGCCUCGGCUGCCGACUAUUACGGACAGGCUGCUCAGGGCGGUGGCGGCGGCGGUGGCGUGUACAACGCAGGCCCGGCCGCCGGCUGCUACUCGCCGCAACAGUACGCGUCGCAGUACAUGCAACAGUCGUCGCCGUCCAUGAUCGACUAUACGCAAUUGCACUCGGUCAACCAUCAGCAACAGCACCAACAGCACCAGCAGCACCAGAGGUUGCAGGCGGCCGCGGCUGCUGCGGCCGCUGGCGCCCACCUGCAACACUUGCAGCACCACGGUGGCGGCGGCGGCGUCGGCGGUCUACCGUCGCCUGGAGGCGGUGGCGCCAUAUCGCCCAUAUCGUCCGCGCUCAACAACAACGUCGUCGGCAUGCCGUCCGCGGCCGGCGGCGUCGUCCAGUGCAAGUACGAAGUGACCGCCUCGGCGUCGGCCACGCCGAACGGCAUCAGCUCGCCGCAAGACUUGACCACGUCCGCGGCACCGCCACCCGGGUCCCGGUCACCACCGCCCGCCGUUGUCAUGAAGUCUGUCCGGUCGUCCGGCGGCCCGGUGGCCGGUUCCUCGCCCGCCACACAGGGCCCCGUCUCGCAGACGUCCUCGUCGCCCGCCUCGUCCAUAUCGUCCACGUCGUCCAACGGCGGCGGCGGCGGCAACGGCAACGGGCCCGCGUCUUCGGGCGGCAAACAGGGCUCCGGCCAAAACCCACCGCAGAUCUACCCGUGGAUGAAGAGAGUUCACCUCGGACAGAGUACGGUGAACGCCAACGGCGAGACGAAACGGCAGCGCACGUCUUACACCCGUUACCAGACGCUUGAGCUGGAGAAAGAGUUCCACUUCAACCGGUACCUGACCAGGCGGCGGAGGAUCGAGAUCGCGCACGCGCUGUGCCUGACCGAGCGGCAGAUAAAGAUAUGGUUCCAGAACAGGCGGAUGAAGUGGAAAAAGGAGCACAAGAUGGCCAGCAUGAACAUGGUGCCGUACCACUAUCACAUGGCCGCCCAGCCCUACGGCACCCCGUACCCCUUCACGCACCUCACCACCUGAGAUUCGUAUUAUUAAUUUAACGGUUCCGUUUAAGCGGCGCCGUCGUCGUCGUCGCAUUCGCCGGAUGUCGGUUCAUCCACAUCGACGGCGGGCAACGGCCUCGGCGUCGCUUAUAGCGGCGAGCACGCGAUAGGUAAGACAACCGUUAAAUUAAUAAUACGUAAAAAAUAUUUUGAAAAAUAAAAUUCGCGUAAGACGUGCGAAAACGCGUCACGCGAACGUUACACGACGGGCGGGUAUGCGGGAAAUUCGCGACUCCGCAUAUCGACCGUCAUGACACUGUAACUAUAAUAUAUGUGUGUAAAAAGUGUACAAUAUCGAUAUUAAAAAAAAAGUAAUAUAUAUAUAAUAUAUUAUAAUUAUGUAUUUAUAUAUUUAUAUUUUAUAGGUGAAUACUAUUUUAUUUCAUUUCAUAUUGCGAUUUGUAUUCAAUUUGAUCGCUUGGACAUCAUAAUUUAAAUAAUAUUAUGUUGUAUCGUGUAAUACUAUUGUGUAAAUGUGUUUUUAAAUAAUAAUAUAAUAAAAUGUAAUGGAAGCACGUCGUAUUAAAAAAACAAAAAAUCAAAAAAAAAACCUUUCUCUCGACACCUUUCGUUCGAUUUCGUGUUAUAUCAUACCAUUUUUUGUUAUAUAUUGUGACAAUAAAUUACACACCCAUUGCAAGACCGAUUUUAAAUGUGGGCAAUCGUAAAAUCUUCGGUUCGUAUAUAAUAUGCGUGAUACGGACACCCUAUCUUAAUAGUACACCCAAUUGCUAUAUACUGUUUCCGGACGGUGUGAACGUAAAGAUUUGAGUGUUGUGUACCCGAGCACGAAAACAGAAAAAUAAACAACCUAGAAGACUAUAUUUUAAUACUCGGCAGAAUAUAAUGUAUAGAUAACACCCGCGGUUCGUGUGCCGCUGUGUAGGCGAGAAUUAACAUUUAGGACUAUAAUCGGAGGUACCUAUCAAUUAUUAUUCGUUACGUACAUCGUAGCAAUAACUAUUUGUGCAAUAGAGAGACGAUGAUGCGCGAAAAUAAAAAAAAUAUGAUAAGAAAGGAGGAGACAAUUGCGCGGGAUCGAUCGGAUGUGUAAAACUUUAUUAGUACCUAUACGUAUCGCACAUUAUACGGCGCGCACAAAUAACUACUUAUUAUAAUAAUAUUAUGUGUCCGGUGUAUAUCGUACAUUUUUACUAUUUUGAGCGAUAACUAUUUUGAGCGCGCCCGAUUGAUUUCGACGGUUUUCGUCAAUGACAUUGAUCGCAUUAUUCGUAUAGAUCGAUUAUUUCACAAGUGUAUUAUUAUAAUAAUAAGUACCAUUGUUGUUUCAUGCCGUUAAUACGCCGUCGCACUGUCGCAUACACAUAGGAGGCACACAUAAUUCUCACGUCAUAACAAACCGGAAAAUAUUAAUAUUUUCAAAUAAUUUGAAGUGGGUUUCUUGUCAACGAACCUCCGCGAUCUCCAAAAAAUCGAUAAAUCGACAGCGAGCGACUUUCUCACCUAUUCGACUUCCGCUAUCACACUUUAAUUUUUAGCCAUCGAUCCCGACGAGGACCGGAAGACCGGAGGAGCGUAUGGGGGGGGGGGGGGGGUAGGGUUGGAUAGAAUCCGCACUCAUAAAAUGUUACACGCUUUUAGGCAGAGUUUUAUCGGAAACGAACUCAUCGGCAGUACUAUAAUAUUAUAAAAUUAUAAUGAAACCUAUUUAUGUACGCAAUAUUACAUAAAAAUACAAUAUUUCAUUGUAUUUUACUAUUGCACUCAAACCGGUUUUCACGAAAUUAAGAAAAAAAUGUACAAUGUAAUUUUAAAAUCGUUAUAAUAAUAUAUCAUAUUAUAUUAUAUUAUUUAUACGUCGUCGCACACGUACAACUAUCGUGUUGAUAUUAUUAGUAUUUUUACUAUAUUAUACGGUUUUAUUGUAAAUUAUUCAUCAUAUUAUAUGAAACAACAAAAUGUAAAUAUUCUAUAUAUAAUAUAUAUACAUAUACUUAAAUAGUAUAAAAAGGUAUAAAAUAUAUUAUAAAUUACGCUGUAACUAUUUUCUGUAAAUGUGUUAACCCAGAGUCUGUGAUUUUUCUUUAUUUUAUUAUUAUUAUUAUUAUUAUUAUUAUUAUUAUUAUAUUAUUAUCAUUAUUAUGUUUUAGUUUCUAAGAACAAGAUAUUUAAACAUUAAAAUACCUAGUUGUUUUUUUAUGAUUUGUUUUCUUAUUUUAUUGUUCUUUCUUUAAUUAUUUUAUUCUCCUAUAUUUUUUUUUAAAUCAUGAACAGUUUCCAGGCUUUUUUUUGAUUUUUUGCUAUGUCGAUGACGAUAUUUUGUUUCAAAACUAUUUAACUAUUAUAAAAGUGCAAUAUUUAUUGUUUGAUUUUUGUUGUAAAAAGAAAAAAAAAUGUAAACUAGAUGUAGAAAGACGAUUCUAUCAUAGCGUAUACUGUAUAGAAAAUAAAAAUAUUAAUAUAUUAAUUUAUAAUUAUUAGUCUUGUCAUGUUGCUGUCACUCAUGAUAUAUUUUUUUUGUCUCGAAUCAUUAGAGUAUCGAUCGAGAGCAUAAAUAAAUUAUUAUAAUCAAAACAAUAAAUUAUAUGUUUCAAUGAUAAUAAUUUGUACAUAGUAAUAUACAUUAAAUUUUAAACGCGUAUAGUUUAUCUACAAGGUUUAUUAUAUAAUACGAUUAUAUACAAAUAUUUUCACAGUUUUACACACGAAUAAUAAUAUUAUAACAUAAUAUUAUACCGUGAAGAAGAAACCUGCAAGAAUUUUUUUUUUAAUUACUAUAAUAUUUAAUAUUAUAAUAUGAAUAUAUAUAUACAUAUAUAAUAAAUUAAUAUAUUAUAUACUAUAUAAAAAAUUAUAUGCCUGUUUUAAUUUUUAAUUUUUUUUUCCAUUGUAAAUAGAUAAUAUUAUGUUAAAAGAUGUUACGGUGUGUUUUGA
Molecule: messenger RNA, 4868 nt
Organism: Metopolophium dirhodum (rose-grain aphid)
Lineage: Eukaryota; Metazoa; Arthropoda; Insecta; Hemiptera; Aphididae
Gene: Scr
Product: homeotic protein Sex combs reduced
Exons: 2
Coding region: 775-1950 (391 amino acids)
Biological process (GO): regulation of transcription by RNA polymerase II; anterior/posterior pattern specification
Cellular component (GO): nucleus
Molecular function (GO): DNA-binding transcription factor activity, RNA polymerase II-specific; RNA polymerase II cis-regulatory region sequence-specific DNA binding
Source: RefSeq, a predicted model, not a curated record